AUGGACGACGUACCGUCCGAGAUCUCGGUCCUCACGCUCAACUGCUGGGGCCUCAAGUAUAUCUCCGAGCUGCGCCGAGAGCGGCUGGCCGAGAUUGGCCGCCAGAUCGCCGUGGCCGACCCCGAGCCGCACAUUGUCGCACUACAAGAACUGUGGACGCAGGAAGACUACCGCUCCGUCCGCCGCCAGACGCGCCACAAGCUGCCCUAUGCCAAGUUCUACUUCAGCGGCCCCUUUGGCGGCGGCCUGGCCAUCCUGUCGCGCUGGCCCAUCGAGGAGAGCACCAUGUUCCGCUACCCCCUCAACGGCCGCCCCACCGCCUUCUUCCGCGGCGACUGGUUCGUCGGCAAGGGCGUUGCCCACGCCCGUAUCCGCUACGGCCCUGCCCCCAAGCACGUCGUCGACGUCUUCAACACCCACACCCACGCCCCCUACGAGCACGGCCCCAACGAUUCGUACCUGGCUCACCGGCUCGCCCAGGCCUGGGAGAUGUCCAAGUUGCUGCGUGCCGCUUCCGAGCGCGGCAGUCUGGUACUCGCCCUCGGCGACUUCAACAUGGUGCCGCUCUCGCUCGAGCACCGCCUGAUCACCGCCCAUGCACCCGUCCGCGACACGUGGCGCAUCCUGCACCCGGACUCGUCCGUCGGGCCCGCCGACCACCCCCCGGAGCGGGCCCGCCGGCGCCCCAUCCCCACGGCCGAGUUCAAUAUCCGCGAGAACGGCGCCGCCUCGGACGGUCCCUACAACACGUGGCGCUGGCCAAAAGCCCAGCAAAAGCGUCUGGGCGUCGGGAAGCCCGACCUCCCCGUGUCCCCCGACACCAUCGACAGCCGCGGCAAGCGCCUCGACUACGUCUUUGCCGGGUGCGGCGACGUGGCCGCGCUCGGCGGCGGCUGGGUGGUGAGCCGCGUGAGCGUCGGCAUGAUGAUGCGCCACCCCGAGCUCGGCUGCUCGCUCAGCGACCACUUUGCCGUCGAGGCGACGCUGGUCUUUCACCCCCUGGACCCUGCCAACGCCCCGCAACCGCACCACUACAACCACGCGGCAGACAAGUCGGCAGCGAUGGGCCUCACAGCAACAACAACAACAACAACAAACACGACGGCAACGGCCAACACCCCAUCUACCCCCAACCCCCGACAGCAGCCCCUACACCAAGAAAAGCAGCAACACCCAGACGACGGGUCCACGAUCCUCGACGACAAGCAAGACGACGCGCUGCACAACGGGACGUACCUGCAGUCGCCGCGGACGAGCUCGGUGCGGGGCCCGCACAGCUUCGACAGCCAGCUGCUGGCGGCGGUGCGGUCGCCGGUCGAGCCGCUACCAGCAUCAGCAUACGACGAGGUGCUGGCGGCGACGCGGUGGUACGCGGCGCGCGAGCGGGCGCAGAAGCGGUGGCGCGGCGCGCACUUCUUCGCGGCGGUGGCGGCGGCCGUCGGCGCGUGGGUCGCCGUGUGGUUUAGCCCGCACAACUGGGUGUCGUUCCUGCUGAUGCUGCUCCUCGGCAGUCUCGGUCUUGUUGCUGGCACCGUCGACGGCCUUCUGGCCCUGCUCUUCUUCAAGAGCGAGCUGCGCGCCCUCCGCGAGUUCGAGUGGGAGAUAGUCAACGCCAAGGCCGCACUUGCUGCCGCCGGCGGGGGCCCGCCCGUGCCAGUGUCUGAUGAUGAUGGCCAUGACGACGAAGGCGACAACAGGGGGUGGUGA
This is a messenger RNA of Lasiosphaeria miniovina, 1707 nucleotides long. Its product is annotated as Endonuclease/exonuclease/phosphatase. The record is from RefSeq and is a predicted model, not a curated record. Gene Ontology annotation, molecular function: sphingomyelin phosphodiesterase activity. NCBI's taxonomy places the organism in Eukaryota, Fungi, Ascomycota, Sordariomycetes, Sordariales, Lasiosphaeriaceae. The transcript has a single exon. The coding region runs from base 1 to 1707 and encodes 568 amino acids.